This is a messenger RNA of Plasmodium gallinaceum, 1317 nucleotides long. RefSeq names its product conserved Plasmodium protein, unknown function. Bases 1 to 1317 code for a protein of 438 amino acids. Lineage: Eukaryota; Apicomplexa; Aconoidasida; Haemosporida; Plasmodiidae. The record is from RefSeq and is a predicted model, not a curated record. The transcript has a single exon.
AUGAAAUUUGUCUUUUUUCAAAAGAGUAGAAAAAUGUAUAAGAAUAUUAAAGAUAAUACUGAAAAUAAGAUUGAUGAAAAAGAUGAAAAAGUUAUAAUUAGAUUAAAAAGAAAAGUAGAAGAAACUACCAUUCCAUCAAUUUAUGUAAAAAAAUCAAAUAAAAGAAUAUGCAAUGGAAUAUUUUAUAAGCAUAUUGAUACUAUAUUUCCAGAAGAAGAUACUGAUAAAAAAAAUGUCGAUUGUAUUAAUCUUUUUUUAAAAUAUGAACAAUUAAAUUGUAACGCCUACACGCAAUUUUUAGAAAAAAAGAGAAAAUUUAACUCUUUAAAAAAUUAUGAAAAAGAUUUAAAGGGUACCAUAAAUAGUUUAAAAAAAUUCAAAAUAGUAAAUCAAAAUAUUCAAUAUGUUAAUUUAGAUGGAGAGAAAAAAGGAACAUUUAAAAUAAUUGAUAUAGAUUUACAUAAAAAUAUAAAUGAUAAUAUCGAAAGUGUAGAAAAAGAAAAAAACAAGGAAGGAAAAUAUAUGAAAGAGCAAGAUUACGAAUAUGAUUUAUAUAUUCUAGAUAAUGAAAAAUUACAGUUAGAUAAUUAUAUGGAUUACUUAUACAACAUAAAAAAUAAUAACGUUGAUCCAUCAGAAGUUGUAGUGUUAGAAGAUAUAUAUGGCAGUAACAGUGAAGAGUAUGAAAUGUAUUCAUAUACAUCUUCUUUUGAUAGUAAUUCAAAAAAGGAAAUGUCAGAUUAUCCUGAUGAAAGCUCAUGUAAUAGAAAUGAUACAAGUGAAUGUAGUGAUUAUUUUGAUGAAAACAUUUAUAAUGAUGAUUAUGAUAAAAAUGAAAAUAUAUAUAAUGAUGAUUAUGAUAAAAAUGAAAACAUUUAUAAUGAUGAUUAUGAUAAAAAUGUAAAUAGUGAUGAUCGUGAUCAAAAUAUGAACAACGAUAAUCAUGAUUAUAUUACAUAUAGCGAUAAUUUCAAUGAUAGCAAUUGUAGUGAUGAUUAUAAUGAAAGCAUAAAUAGUGACAAAUGUAAUAUGAAUGUGUCUGAUAAUGGUGAACAAGGAAAUUUUAGAAAUAUUGAAAGUUAUAUUCACAAAAAUAAUCCUUUGGAAUAUAAUAUUUAUAAACAUAAUUUCAAAAAAAAGAAUGAAAAUAAAAUAAGUACUUAUAAUAUAAAAAUGAAUUCCUUAUCCUUUGAAGAAAAAAUAAAAGAUGAAUUGAAGAAACGAUUAAAAAAAAAAAAUGGAAAUUUAUUAAAUGUGGCAUUAUCAGAUAAAUUAAAGAUUUUAGAGCAAAUGGAAAAUGAAUAUUAUAAUGAAUAA